GUGCAUUAUAAAUCAACUUGACUUGACUUGUGUUAACCACAGAGAAAUCUAAACAGAAACCCAUUCAAAAUCCUCAUAUGGGGGAGCUAAAAUGCUAACUAGCCAGAGAAGCGCGCUGGCUUUUGACAUCCUAUUUAUUAGGACAUGGUAUAAUGGUAGUAUGUAAACUGUAACACAGCCAUAGUCUGGAUGUGAUGAGCGUGGCCCCUCAGUUUGUAGUGCUAACAUGGAAUCUGGGCCUAAGGUCAUUGUGUUCAUUCUCCAGGUUCACAUGGAGGUGGACCUGUCCCAGACUCUGUUUCUAAUCUGUUUAUUCUUAACAGAUCUUCUAGUCUGUCACCUCGCAUGUGUGAGUGUUGGUCACAACACUGAGAACGUUGUUUCCCACCUGUUCACCAUGGUAACAUGACACCUGCUGAACUUGUCCUCAGGUCCCCUCCUGGCCACCAUCCCUCCACACACACUCCUUGCUGUAACACACACUCUUUACCUCACCUCAGCAGAGAGUGCUCCGUGUGAUCAAACACACCCAACCUGUCAAUAAUCUAACACACAGAAUUUGUCCACUCCACCCGCACACACACACACACACACACACCAACAGGUACACUUCCCACAAAAAUCAUCUUUUACCUCAUCGGCUGCAUCAUGCUAAAUCAGGAGGUCAUGCAGAACCUGAAGUUGCCAGAUAUGGAUGAUGUCAGCCAGUACAUCAGGAGCGUCUCCACCCCAGUGUUGGUCAGCGUGGGGGCGGUGGCCGCAGCAACAACUUACUACCUGGCAACGCGGCCCAAGGCUCUCCCACCAGUGUGUGACCUGGACAUGCAGUCAGUGGAGGUUCCGGGCGGAGGGUUGGCACGUCAGUCAGUCCUGAUGAACAAAGGCGAGCCCAUCCUACAUUUCUACGAUGAUGCCAGAACAAUGUAUGAGUUCUUCCUCAGAGGACUCCGAGUCUCCAAUAAUGGUCCCUGUCUGGGCUCCAGGAAACCAAAGCAGCCGUAUGAAUGGAUGUCCUACAGAGAGGUGAGGGAGCGAACAGAGAAUCUGGGUUCAGCAUUUCUUCACAAGGGACACUCCAAGACCACCGACCCCCACAUUGGCAUCUUCUCCCAGAACAGACCUGAGUGGACGGUGACUGAGCUGGCGUGUUACACCUACUCUCUGGUGUCGGUGCCUCUGUACGACACACUGGGAACAGAAGCCAUCGGCUACAUCAUAGACAGAGCUGCCAUCUCCACUAUAGUGUGUGACGUGGUGGAUAAAGUCAACCUGGUGCUGGACUGUGUCAGGGACAAGGAGCACUCUGUGAGAACCAUCGUACUGAUGGAGACGCCCAGCGACGAGCUGGUCAACCAGGGCCAGCAGGCUGGAAUCCACAUCCUCAGCCUGCAGGACAUGGAGGCUCUUGGGAAGGCAAACCAUCAUCAACCAGUGCCUCCACAACCUGAGGACAUGGCUCUCAUCUGCUUCACCAGUGGAACAACAGGAAACCCAAAGGGAGCGAUGCUGACACAUCAGAAUAUUGUAUCAAACUGCUCAGCCUUCAUCAAAAUAACAGAGGUUUCCUGUCCCUUGUCUCCCAGUGACGUCCAUAUUUCCUUCCUCCCUCUGGCUCAUAUGUUUGAGAGAGUAGUCCAGGCUCUGAUGAUAGUUCAGGGAGCCAAGAUCGGCUUCUUCCAGGGAGAUAUCCGUCUCCUGUCGGAUGACUUGACCACACUGAAGCCCACAGUGUUCCCUGUGGUUCCCCGACUCCUCAACAGAAUGUAUGAUAAGAUCUUCGGCCAGGCCAACUCCUCAGUGAAGCGCUGGCUGCUGGACUUUGCCUUCAGGAGGAAGGAGGCGGAGAUGAGGAGAGGCAUCGUGAGGAGAGACAGUAUCUGGGACCGCCUCAUCUUCAGGAAGGUUCAGGCCAGCCUCGGAGGUCGUGUGCGUCUCAUGCUGACCGGAGCUGCUCCGAUCUCUCCCACCGUCCUCACCUUCCUCAGAGCUGCAGUCGGCUGUCAGUUCUAUGAAGGUUAUGGACAAACAGAGUGUACAGCUGGAUGCACCAUGACAGUACCGGGGGAAUGGAACGCAGGUCACGUUGGAGCCCCUCUGCCCUGUAACCGGAUCAAACUGGUGGAUGUGGCUGAGAUGAACUACCUGGCUGUAAACGGGGAGGGAGAGGUGUGUGUGCAGGGUCCCAACGUGUUCCAGGGCUACCUGAAGGACCCCGAGAAGACCGCCGAGGCCAUCGAUGCAGACGGAUGGCUUCACACCGGAGACAUUGGAAAAUGGCUUCCUAAUGGCACGCUGAAGAUCGUGGACAGGAAGAAGCACAUCUUUAAGCUGGCUCAGGGCGAGUACAUCGCUCCUGAGAAGGUGGAGAACGUCUACACGAGGAGCGAGGCGGUGGCUCAGGUGUUCGUCCAUGGAGACAGUCUGCAGGCCUGUCUGGUAGCUGUGGUGGUUCCUGACCCUGACUUCCUGUGUUCAUGGACCAAGAGGACGUUGGGACUGGAGGGCAGCUACCAGGAACUCUGUGGCAGAGCGGACGUCAAGGCAGCAAUCCUGGAGGACAUGGCCCGACUGGGGAAAGAAGGAGGCCUCAAGUCAUUUGAGCAGGUGAAGGCCAUCAGCAUCAACACUGAGAUGUUCUCCAUCGAGAACGGCCUGCUGACGCCGACGCUGAAGGCCAAGAGGAACGAGAUGCGACAAUACUUCAGGAACCAGAUAGACGAGCUGUACGCCGCCAUCAACCAGUAGAAGAACAGACACACAAGCUCUACCAAACGUUAUAAAGAUGAAGGGAAUAAAAAGGGAAAGCAAAUGAAGAGAUCAAAGAACUGUCAACAUGACCAGUAACACUAGAAAAGCAGGAACAGGAGGAGAUGAAGUUUUUAAUAAAAAAUAAAAAAUAAUUCAGGAUCUACAGGUGCAUCUCAAUUAGUUAGAAUAUCAUAGAAAAGUUUAUUUAUGUCAGUAAUUCAUUCAAAAAGUGGAAAUAAUACAUUACAGUGCAAAAAACAACUGACAAGAAAUAAGAAAUAAAUAACUAGAAUUAAGCAAAUACAUGCUCAAAACAAGUAAAUUUAUCUGCCAGUGCAGUAAGUACAUUUUUCUUUAUAAGAAUUCUUUAAAUAAGUAAAAAUAUAUAGGCACUGGAAAAACCAGUGAUAUGUUGAAACAAAUCCAAAUAUACUUAUUUUGAGCAAUUGUGGCUUGAAAAGCCCGACUGUAAUAUUAAAAUAAGCCAGAAAUACUUGAAACGAGCAUGUUUUAGCGGUAGAAAAUGCUUUUGAAAUAUCAUUCAACCUACAUGCAACUAAAACUCUCAAUUGGAACCAAUAUUUUAGGUAAAAACUCACCAUAUUCAACCUCAAAAGAAGUCUUUAAACAAUAAGAUAAUUACAUAAGCACAUAAUAAUAAUACAAAUAAUUUAAUAAGCGCAUAAAGCUAUGGUCAGUAGGUAAAUUAUGCUCAAAACAAUAUAAAUAAGAGACUAUUGUUAGAUAUAAGAAGAAAAUACUUGGUAAGCUUCAUGUUUUUGCAGUGUAUAUAGACCCAUUACACACUUAAUUUAUUUAAUUUAUUCUAAUUAUAAUGAUUAUGGUGUACAUUUAAUGAAGACCUGAAAUUCAGUGUCUCAAAAAAUGUUAAUAUUACAAAAAAACUAUUUUGAAAAGUAUGUUUAAUAUUGAAAUGUUGGCCUCUGAUAAAUAUGUCGAUCUAUAUGACUAAAUACUUGACUUGAACUACUGGAAAUGGACUUUUUCAUAAUAUCCUAAUGUGUUGAGAUGCAGCUGCAUGACUCUUAAAUGUUCAGAGUAGAUUCUGUGCUCUAGAUAAAUAUGUCUAUUGAUAAAAUAUUGUAUUGUACAGUUCAAAUUCUGUAAUAAUAUGUUGAUUCCAAUGAAAUAUUUUGUAAUAAUAUCUAAAUUCAGGGUGCUUUUAAAGGGAAAUAUCAAAGUGCAGCUCUGUAGUAUCAGACGUCUCAGGACCUCAGUGGCAGGAACCACACACACACUGUACCUCCAACACACACACACACACACACACACACACACACACACACACACACACACUUUUUACAUUCAAGGACAAACCAGUGAAGCAGCCAUAUUGAUCAAAGUAACCCCGAACAGCUUCACACACCUCAACUUUAACAUCUCAGGUCUUUGAGAUUAUUGUCGUCAGAUGUCAUGAUUUAUUUUCACUGUUUCUUGAGUUUGUUUGAUAUCAAGUUGAAAAUCUACGAUGGAUAAUGAGAUUGUUUCUAUUGGGUCCUUAUAUCUUUUCACAAGUAAGCUUUGGUCCAGUUUAACCAGCAGAGUUUGUAGGAGAUUAGGAAAUGAUCAAUGUUUUAAUUUAUUUAUGAUGGGAACAUGAAGGAAAGAGAUUUGUUGAAGGAAUCUGCUUUCUUAAAUUAUGAUAUACUGUUGUUGAAUGGUGAAAUUUCUAAAAAAAUAGCAUUGUUCAAAACCUGCAUGAAAUCCUUUUGAAUGUUUAGAGUUUAAAUUUUAUGGACGUGUCUCUGGUCUUGCAAUAAUUGUUUUUACUGUCCUCUCAGAUUUGUAAGAUUUUGUAAAGAUUUUAAUUAAAAAUCAUCAGAAGAG
This is a messenger RNA of Centropristis striata (black sea bass), 4596 nucleotides long. Its product is annotated as long-chain-fatty-acid--CoA ligase 1-like. NCBI's taxonomy places the organism in Eukaryota, Metazoa, Chordata, Actinopteri, Perciformes, Serranidae. The record is from RefSeq and is a predicted model, not a curated record. Gene Ontology annotation, biological process: very long-chain fatty acid metabolic process; long-chain fatty acid metabolic process; long-chain fatty-acyl-CoA biosynthetic process. Bases 649 to 2745 code for a protein of 698 amino acids. Gene Ontology annotation, molecular function: arachidonate-CoA ligase activity. The transcript is spliced from 21 exons. Gene Ontology annotation, cellular component: endoplasmic reticulum; membrane.